Messenger RNA from Microsporum canis CBS 113480, 2229 nucleotides. RefSeq lists its product as hypothetical. The transcript has 3 exons. The coding region runs from base 1 to 2229 and encodes 742 amino acids. Gene Ontology annotation, molecular function: GTP binding. NCBI's taxonomy places the organism in Eukaryota, Fungi, Ascomycota, Eurotiomycetes, Onygenales, Arthrodermataceae. The record is from RefSeq and is a predicted model, not a curated record.
AUGCGCCCUGCUGCCGCGGAUUUAGUGCGGGAACGCCCCCGCAAAACCACCUCACCCAACAUAACACAAACUACACCAUCCAGCGAACUUAGCAGCGCAGCUCCCACGGCAUUCUUCCUUGCUCGAGGAGAUGACAUGGAUGGGUCUGAGUCCAGUGCUCCAGGAACCCCAAAUGACAGUACUUAUGGAGUACAGAGCUUAGCAGACACGAUUGAUGAUGGGAUCAGCGGGCCGUUGCCUCCCUUCCACGAUGUACACGCGACUACGGGGACUGAUAUUGAUACCUCAUUAUUAUCAGCCACCACGAGAGAUACUGCACAAAACUUACACGGGGAGAAGGCUGAAGACUCCAUAAAGUAUCCUUUGUCCGAUAUUGGUAUUCCGCUGUCUGGAGCCCCUUCUUUUAUCGGCUCGCCGGGUGAACCAGUGUCUUUACCGAGUAGCCCGAAGUCCACUUCGACACGGUCAUUUAGGCAUGUUGAUGAUAUGUCUGCUGUGGAUGAAAUUAGCUAUCAAAAUGGGGGUGAGAUAGAAGACAGUCUAGUCGAGUCCUCUGAAUUACCGGACAGCUCUUCGCAGUUGGUGAUGCCCAGCAUCAAAAUGCCAAGUCGACGCCCUUUUACAGAAAGGGGGAAGGCUAUGGGAAGACUGAAGUUCCUCCUUGCGGGGGCACCAGUACUGUGCCUUAACACCAACCAAAUCACGAUAGGUUGCGGAAAGACUUCAUUACUCAAAUCCAUUGCCCAAGUGUUCGAAGAUAUUGUGCAUAUAGACCCAUUACCACAUUCACCUUCUGCCAUGGUGAAAUCUCGAAGAAAAACAUCAGGCAAGCCUCGACGUACUAGAGAAUGUGAGCCAAUCUCCGAAAUAUAUGCUAGUACAAAGCCAUACCCGUCUUGGUGGUCGGAUAUGGAUGAUUCGCGCGUGCUCAGGCGAAGAAAGAGCACGGGAGAUGUUAUUUUGGAAAGGAAUCUAUGCUUCGUCGACACCUUUGCAGGUUCAAAAAGUGCCGAUCAACAGACCGAAGUCAUAGUUCAAUAUAUGAACAAGCAAUUCGCACGGGCAAUGUCUGCUGUGCGGUCAGUAACUGCAGAUUUCCAGGGACUACUUAGCGGAAAUGGAGGACCGCAGCGAGGAGCUAACCCGGACAUAGAAACUAUGACUGCCGAUAUCCGCAGCAUUCAAAAGCUGUCCAACUUUUCGACAGUCGUUCCAUUAAUCGCCAAAUCUGACAAUCUUACCUCUGAUGAAAUCCAAACAAUAAAGAGAUCCUUCGCAGAGCGAGUGCGUGACGCGGACCUCAAACUAUCUUGCUUUGGUCCGUUUGGUGAAGCUUUGAUUAAUACUAACGUGUCAAGCCCGAGCAUUCCUUUUGAGGUUUCUUCUGCAAAUACUAAUGACGAUGAAACUAUGGAUGCAAGCAUCCUCAUGAGUCCCGAAUAUGUACAGCCACUGGCAUCUUCAGACCUACGAUUCGUUUUGGAGAAACUCUUCGACAGAGAUAAUAUUAGCUGGUUCCGGUACUCUGCGGCUAAGAAGCUGACAGAAGCCCAGCGGCUUCGGACCCGUACACCCUCAAGCUUUCUACCCAGGCCAUCGAACGGUGUUUCUUCCCUCGCUGACUCGCACCUCACGCCUUCCUUACCGUCUACGCCUGCAUUAGUAUCAGCAUCCGCAUCACACGUACUUGCCCCACGUGGUGAUAUGGUAGGGUUGUCUGAAUAUACGCUUGCACGGGUGUCGGAACACGCCAGACGUGAAGAACAGUUUGCUCAGAUGCGACUUGCAAAAUGGGCUUCUGACCUCCAACAAAGCUUGCAAAACGAAAGAUACCGCUAUGAACAGCUAGGGCGGGAUGAAAGAGCCGUAUGGCUGACAGAGAAACUUGGAGAGUGUGUGAUUGACGGAACCUUGGUGCCUUUAUCUCAGACACCAGGCUUCCCUGGUUUUGAGAACAACAAGGAUAGACCUGGAGAUAAAAGGAAUCUUUGUGUGCGGACGCAGGACGGCCGACGGUUUGAGUAUCGAGUUGCCGCCGGGAAGGUGAACGCGGCCGACCCUCUGGGGAUACUAAAACUUGGAGAUGAUAUCUCACGACGAGGAUGGGUGCUGGUUCAAGUGCUGGGUGGUGUUGGCAUUGUUGGCGGGCUGGCGUUAUGGAUGGCGCAAACUUGGGGGCCUUCCGGCCUGAGUUACUAUUCUGUGGGCUGGUUCGGCGGGCAUAACUAG